CCUCAACUGCCCACGAUGUCAGUUGGGGAUGGAAUUCUCAGGACAGGGUGGCUGUUUGGGAAACAGGGUCAGCCAGGGAAACGCGGUUUCUGGACCCACUUUCUCAGGAGACGUGUCCCCACUGAGCCCUGGGAUCAGAGACUCGAAGACUCACGGAAGGAAGGCCGCCCGGAGAACCUGCUCUCCAGGGAGGUGACGCUGUCCAUGGUGGCCAUACCCAGUGAGGGUUUCUCCUGUCCCCACUGGAGGUCCAACUGCCUGUCGCCCGAAGGGGAGCAGAAGCUGGAUAUUGAGCACCUAGGCAGGGCGAGCACGAGCAAGCCCCCCAAUGACGGACCCCUCUGGGAGGAAGCGCUCGUCGGCAAAAUCAGGACCAUGUCGGCCUUGCAGAAGAGCCAGGCGUUGGAGGCCGUCCAGUGCCACAUCCAGGAGCACACCCAGCUCAUCAGGAAAGAGGUGCCCAACGCUGGCCUCCAGGAGCUCCUGGCGGCCUUGAACCUAGAACUCAAGCAGCCUUUGGAGAAGACCUUCCUCUUCCACUUUUACGGGCUGAUCCUCCGAGAGUGCGCCUGUGCGGAUCUGGUGAGGAGGCACCUGGCCGGCCUCCUGGAGCUGUCCCACCAGUCAUCCGGCCAGCGGGAGGGCAUUGCCGUGGCGGUCGGCAUUGUGUCCUCCACGCACAUGCAGGAGGUGUGGGCCGCGCUGGAGCACGUGGGCCGCACCAGGUUCCUGAGGACUGUCUUCACGUCCUCAGACAGCCAGCAGCCGGAGCCGGACACGCACUGGAGAUGGGCUGGCAGCACCUCCCUGCUCUGCUACGGGCAGAUGGCCGUGCACGCCGGGGCGCAGAUCCUGCCCUGGGUGGACAACAUCGUGUCCAGGAUGGUGUACUACUUCUCCUGCAGCCGCUAUGACAACAUCCUGAAGACGAGCUUCCUUUCGGCGACCAUCAUGCUUUUGAAGGCUCUCAGGCAGAACAGCACCCCGAGCUACAAAUUCUCUCAGAUCCCAGAGCUCAUCCAGUGCCUCCUGCGCAUCCUUCAGAAGGAGCCCAACUUCCUGGCCACCCUCUUCCGGGAGAAGAUCAUGUUGGUCAUCGUGGGACUGAGCAACCUGCGGCCCAGUCUCAAACCCAUGGUCAAGUCCCAGAUCCUGCACACCUGCCUGCAGAGCCUGUACACGCUCCCACCCACGGAGACGCUCAGGAGCAGUUUACCUCCGUUGGACGUGGCCCCGGACAUCACGGCGCUGUACCGGAAGUCGAUGCGGGCACUGGACCUGCUGUUGCAGAGCCUCAUCUCCGAGAACAAGAGUGUGGACGAGCUAUGCUUCAUCCUGCAGCACAUGGAGCCGUGGCUGAAGUCAGACAGCAGCCACGAGCGCCAGCAGGCAGUGCAGACCAUCUUCCUGUUCCUCAAGUACGUGGUGGACUACGUGGGGCUCACUGUGAGUCGCCUCGCCCGGCACCCUCGGGAGGGCAGCCAGGAAGGAGGAGGCCACCCCCUCCAUGCUGGGCCACCAGAUAGGCCUGCUCAUGCUGCUGUGGAGGGACAAGGAGCCCGUCACCCAGAGCCACGCCCACCAGUGCGUCUACCUCCUCCUGCAACUUCUGACCCAGCAGAAGGCACGUCGGAGUUCAUGUAUUUGAAGAAAAUGAAGAACUUUGAAGCAAAUGCCAGGAGGGAAACAGAAAUGAAGUUCUACGACCUGGUGAAGGUGCUGGAUGGGAACCUGACCAUGGCCCAGCAUACGCAGCUCGUCCUCACUCUCCUGCGAGGGCUCUGCAGCCACAACCACCUGCGCUGUGACCUGGCCUCACAGUUGCUCCUGAUGAUCGUCGAGGACCACAGCAUCAAGGCAGAGCAGGUGGCUGAGAUCCUGCAGGGCUUGUUCCAGGAGCUGCCCUCUAUCAUCUUCAAGAACACGCUGCAGACCGUGAUGCAGGCCGUGUCAGUGUUGGGGACUCAGCACGCCCAGGAGACAGUCGAGGUGAUGCUGUCCCUGUGUCACCCCUCUGAGAGACAGGUCAUGCCCCUGUGGAAGGCCCUAGCCAGCAACACCCAGCUGGCCCGCAAGGUCCUCACCCUGCUCUACAUGAAGCUGAGGUUGCGACCCCCCAAAGAGGUCGUCAGGUUCACCCAGCAGGCGGAGGUCAUCUCCCUGCUGGCCCUGGGUACCAUUUACGAGCUCCUGUACACCCAGGAGUACAAGGCCACGGUGCGCUGGGCCUUCGCAGGGGUCCUCGUGGGCCUGCUCACGCAGCUCCAUUACCUGUUUGAGCUGGAUGUGGUGGACGGCAUCUCAGACUACCAGGAGGAUGUCCUAGACGGGAAGCCCCUCAGCCCCUGCAGGACAUGCCUGGAGGCCCUGAAGGGUCUCUUCUGGACCACCAACUACUGGGAGGUGUUUGCCUACCUCAAGCUGCUGAGAGGCUGGGAGCUCUUUGAGCACAUGGAAACCUACACCGAGGGGGUGACCCUCUUGGCUAGGGCCAUGGCCCACUAUGACUGUGAGGUCAAGGCCGUCUUGGGACAGGCGGUCAUCUCCCUGAAGAGCUCUGAGGAAAGGGACAACAUCGUGGCCAUCCUCAUCAUCACGGAGUUUCUCAACAGCCACGAGCUCACCCAGUACGUGUCUCGGAGAACCGUGGACAACUUCCUGAGCCUGGGCCUGAACAACCCCAACCAGCUGGUGCAGGCCAUGAGCCUGAAGGGCCUCAGCAGUGCCCUGAUGCAUCCUGAGAAGGUGAUGCUGCUCCGGAACCGGCUGGCCGGGCUGCUGAACGGUUUCGUGGGGCCCGAGCCCAAGGACGUCAUGGGCCUGAUGGAAAUCCUGGGCGACAUCCUGCACCGCCUGGGGACCCAGGGCGUCGGCGCCACCAGCCUCAGGAUAGCCCAGCACUUGCUGCAGCUGUUCGACGAUGAACAGGCCGACGUGCGCGGAGGGGCCAUCCUCCUGUACGGAGACGUGCUCUACAGCGGCGGCAAGAAGUACCAGCAGGCACUCAAGAAUCACGCUUUCCAGGCCCUGGUGCCACUGCUUUUCCACCUGGCCGACUCCUGCCCCAACGUGGUCAUGAAAACAAAGCUGACCUUCCUGCGGUGUGCCAUCCUGCUGAAAUGGGAGUUCCGGAAGGAGCUUUUUGGGAAGCUGGCAUGGGGUCGUGGCCUCAGCGCCGAGAACGAUGUUUUCAUCUACACGGUGGAGAGCAACCUUGGCAACUACCACCAGUUUCUCAUGCAGGCGUUGACUUACCUGAGCAGCCCCGACAGGAACCUGAAGCAGGCGGCCGUGAAGUUCAUCGGGGGGAUGCUGCAGGACUACUUUCCCGACCUCUGCAUCUGUCUGAGGAAGGCCGACGUGAGGACCCUCAGGAAACACUUGGAGAUCCUGAAGCAGGACCCGGACUCCAUGAGCCGCAGAUUCUACAGCAGCUUCCUGGAGGACAUCUGGGAGCUGUCCCAGUACGUGACCCACUGAACCGUGGCUCGAUGUGCUGGUUCCCGGCGUGUGUUUGACGUUCUCUAUUAAAUGUGACAGAGUUCC
Molecule: messenger RNA, 3546 nt
Organism: Neofelis nebulosa (Clouded leopard)
Lineage: Eukaryota; Metazoa; Chordata; Mammalia; Carnivora; Felidae
Product: maestro heat-like repeat family member 5
Exons: 27
Coding region: 16-3480 (1154 amino acids)
Cellular component (GO): cytoplasm
Source: RefSeq, a predicted model, not a curated record